Messenger RNA from Daphnia carinata, 615 nucleotides. RefSeq names its product protein MAK16 homolog. The transcript has 4 exons. The record is from RefSeq and is a predicted model, not a curated record. Lineage: Eukaryota; Metazoa; Arthropoda; Branchiopoda; Diplostraca; Daphniidae. The annotation marks the transcript as partial.
ACACUCACCGAUUGGAAUAAUCUUUGGUACGGUGACAUUUACAACUUCCCUCAAGUUGCUUUUAGUAGAGCUUUGGAAGAGGAGGAAGACGCGGGAGUGAAUAUAGAAGGCGAGGACUAUGGAGAAGAUGAAGAAAACGAAGGACAAGAAGCAGAAGAGGAGAUUGAUGAAGAGCUAGAGAAAGAACUAGAAGAACAGAGCGAAAACGAAGAGAUUGAAUAUGUUGAAGCUGACAGUCAUCUAGAAAGAGAGUUAGAAAGUGAAUCGGAUAUAGAAGACACUGAACCUAAAGAUACAAAUGCCGACAAAGAUAAUGCCAGGAGAAAAACAAGAUUUGAAAUUGAAUACGAAAUUGAAUACGAAACUGAAGCUCUUUCUAAAAACUUGAAACGUACAGUGAACUUGAAAAAGUGGCGGUACCGAUUCCGUUACUAUCAGAUUGACAACAUAGGAUCCCAGAAAUCCACAGAUGCUGGUAACGAAAUUCGUGACACCCAUCUAAGUACUGGAAUUUCACCCGGUUACCAUCAGGCUGCCAAUACACUGCCCGUAGCUCAGAGGGAAGACAGGCCCAAAUUUGGUUUUAUUUACAGAUUCUAUUCGCUAGCCCAUUGA